Cucurbita maxima (winter squash) is the source of this 1985-nucleotide messenger RNA. RefSeq names its product protein Brevis radix-like 2. NCBI's taxonomy places the organism in Eukaryota, Viridiplantae, Streptophyta, Magnoliopsida, Cucurbitales, Cucurbitaceae. The transcript is spliced from 6 exons. The record is from RefSeq and is a predicted model, not a curated record. Bases 704 to 1789 code for a protein of 361 amino acids.
CUGAAUCAUAUCAAAUUCCCAAACACAAAAACGCCUCUCCUCUUUCUUCCUUUCUGCAGAGGCGGCGGCGGAGGUCCACGGCUGCGCUACGCAUUCAAUACAUAGCCACAUAGGGCGGCUCUGCGUUGUGUCGCGCCGGAGCGAGCGUUAUGGAGUGUAGAGAAGUACCUCUGUACGUUUCUGCAGCCCAAAUCUCAAUGGUCCACUGAGAGAAGAAGAAGAAGAAGACAUUGAGUGCGUUUCACUCCUCGUAACUGGCUUUCACGCUGAUCGUCGGAAAAGGAAAAGCAGAAAAGAAAAGAGAGAUUGAAGUCUGCUGGAAUGAAAGCGAUUGAAGGGAGGAAUGGAGGAAGGAAGAAUCUGAUGAAUGUGUGUGUUCGCGCGCUUAAAGUUUCGUAGCCACGAAACCCUCUUUUUCUAAUCCCGACGAUUCGAUUCGAUUCGAUUACUUCCAAUCCAAUCGACUUUUCCGUUCUUCUUCUCCAUAAUCGGUUUCUUUCUCUUUCUACGGGUCCUGAUUGAAAGUUAUGGAAAGCGACUGCUGGACGUGAUCGUUUAAUCUUUUGCCUUUUUCUUGUCCUGCUACUGUUCAUAAGAGACAAGAUCUUUGUGAUUCUGCGCAGUUACUGAGCUUCUCGAACUCGGUUCGCCUAAAGUCAUUGGCGUUAAAAAAUUCAGUGGAUUGCUGCUUUCUGUACCAGAGAUGUUGACGUGCGUAGCCUGCUCGAAGCAACAGAACAAUGGAUCUCUGCACCAGCAGGAGGGAGAAGAAUCCGUUGCUACACCGAGGACUAAACAAACAAUCAAGGCCCUCACUGCUCAGAUCAAGGACAUCGCCCUUAAAGCCUCUGGAGCUUACAAGAACUGCAAGCCAUGUUCAGGUUCAUCUAGCGACAACCGCAAGUAUAAAUAUGCAGAAUCUGAUUCUGCAUCAGAUUCGGCGAGGUUUCAUUGUCCUUACAGGCGGAAUGGGAGUUCAAAUUCCACACCAAGGCAAUGGGGAAAGGAAAUGGAGGCCAGAUUGAAAGCUCUGUCAAGUGGGGAAGGAACUCCAGCUUCAGGGAGUGGACGAACUGAGAUUGUUUUCAUGGAAGAAGACGAACCCAAGGAAUGGGUAGCGCAGGUGGAGCCUGGUGUGCUUAUCACUUUCGUUUCAUUUCCACAAGGAGGAAACGAUCUCAAACGAAUUCGUUUCAGCCGUGAAUUGUUCAACAAAUGGCAAGCUGAAAGAUGGUGGGCGGAAAAUUAUGAGAAGGUUAUGGAAUUGUAUAAUGUCCAGCGGUUCAACAGCGAAGCUUUUCCCCUCCCGCCAUCCCCUCCACUGUCAGAAGACGAGGGAUCCAAGAUUGAAUCUGCCAAGGACAGCCCCGCUACUCGACAUUUGACCAACCAGCGGCUUCCUCAAACCUCCGAUCACCCAAUGGGAAACUCGUUAUCCAAGUCACUCGAUCACCAUCCUAACCAACCCACUCAUGGCUAUGAUUUAACUUCAUCCAUGAAACCCUCCAGUGCUAACGAUGCCAAGAUCGAGACACCAUCCGUAGAUGGUUCUGUGAGGACGAGUGAGGGAGACCAAUCAGAAGAAGAUUUUUCUGUAAGUAAUGCCAGUGAUCUGGAGACUGAAUGGAUCGAACAGGACGAAUCAGGAGUCUAUAUCACCAUCCGGUCUCUUCCGGGUGGCUCGAGGGAGCUGAGACGCAUUCGAUUCAGUCGAGAAAAGUUCGGGGAAAUGCAUGCGAGAUUAUGGUGGGAAGAGAACCGAGCUCGGAUACAAGAACAGUAUUUGUGAUGGGGUAUAGCUUACUGGAAUUGCAUCUCUGCCUCUCUUUUUCUUUCAAUUUAGACCUCUCUAUGUGACUUAUGAUAGCAGGGAUAACAGAAUCUAUACUGAUGUUCAUUCUGUCUCAUUUCAGCAAGAUUUCUCUUUCCAUGGGCUUUCGAUGGGCCCAUUAAGCUCCCUUAUUUCAGGUCCAUUUCAGGCCCAA